Molecule: messenger RNA, 543 nt
Organism: Dichomitus squalens LYAD-421 SS1
Lineage: Eukaryota; Fungi; Basidiomycota; Agaricomycetes; Polyporales; Polyporaceae
Exons: 3
Coding region: 1-543 (180 amino acids)
Source: RefSeq, a predicted model, not a curated record
AUGCCCUUCUUCCACGAUGCAGAAAUGCUCCAUCCCGUCAACCCCACCACGGAGCACACGAUGGGCAUCGACUUGAGCCUCUGCUCGACGCUCGACCGAUCGUACAUCUGGCUGGGUGCGGAGUUCGUCUCCGACGGAAAGUCGCUGGACAUACUCAGGGCGAUGCUCGACACCUGGCAAUGUGUGGCUCCUCUCCGACAGAUCGCCCUCGCAGCAGUCCCGCAAAGCGACUUUACGCGGCAAUGCUUCGCAGAUCUUCUCGUUACAGUGGGUCGCGUUCUGGAGGACUGGCUUCGUGGAUCUCCGGCACCCUUGAAUGCAGACGGAGAGGACGGCAAACAGGGCAGUGGACGACGGCGGAUAGUGGUCUAUACGUACGACUGGGAGGUCUGGCAGACUUGGUGGUGGACGCAUCUCCGAGGGUGUUUCCCGACAUUCGCAAAGCCUGGUGAGCUCUGGAUGAGCUAUGAGCCUCCUCCCAAUGACCGACUGAAGUGGCAAGACAUCCAUGCACCGCCGCCAAUAAUCCCGACCACUGGCUAG